UAGAUGUAGUUAAAUUGAAACGGAUCAAAAUAACCAGCUAGCAAAAAAGACAUAAAAGGUAUCAUGCAUUAUUUUUAGCCAGAUAACAAGCAAAAGCAUGACCUCAACUCAUUUGCCCUAUUAUUGGCACAUGUGCAGCUACCAUAUUUGAUCCGGAUAGGAUGUAGACUUUCCGCUUAUCCCGAUCUUGACGUUCUGCAAAAAACGGAUUACCUGCACCAGUAAAAACAUAGCAGGGAAGCAGGCGAAAAGACAGUCGAAUACCUGUUACAUUAAGUAUCAAUUAUAUCUGGCAAUUUUAUGCUGAAUACGAUCAUAGCUGCAAAAUUAGAGAAUGUGUAAAUUCGUGAUUUUUCGAUAGCAAGCUGGAAGUUUUAUGUACCAAACAUUAAAGAAGCUAUAGCUAGUACCUCAGUGUUGUGUUAAGGGGGAGUGGUGUUUGUUGCAAAUGCUGAAAUACUUGCUGGCAGUCUUGGUAGCUGGCACAAUUGGAUCUUAAAUCAUAUUUUCGAAAUUUAAUAAAGUAAAUCAUGGGUUUAAAGCCUUUAGAAUUUAGUGAUUGUUUACUUGACAGUCCAUAUUUCAGAGACAGUAUUUACGAUCAUGAAAAAGAACUUGAUCAGACCAAUGAUGCAAUAAAGUCACUCAUCAAGGAGUGUAGGAACUUAUUAAAAUCAUUAGAAAAUUUAUCUAAUGCACAGUCAAGUUUCGCAACAACACUUGAAAAUUUCAAACUUCGUUACAUUGGCGAAAUAGAGGUGCAAGACGAACUUGAAUAUGAGGAUUCAUUUCCAUGUUUUUCACAAAUUAUUAAAAAAGUUGAGGAAGAAAGAGACCGUAUGCUUGAUCAUGCUAACAUUCAACUUAUCGAACCUUUGGAAAGAUUUCGCAAGGAGCAAAUUGGGCGUGCAAAGGAAGAGAAAAAGAAGUUUGACAAAGAAACAGAAAGGAUAUGUGCAUUAUAUGAAGCUCACCUGAAAAUUUCACCCAAGAAAAAAGAUACAGCUUUACAAGAGGCUGAUGCUCAACUGGAACACGAACUACGUAAUUUUCGAGAAAUGUCCCUAGGUUAUGUUUCAAGACUGCAAGAAGUUAAUGAAAAAAAGAAGUUUGAAUUUGUUGAAAUAAUGUUAGCGUUUAUGUAUGGCCAAUCCACGUUUUUUCAUAAUGGUCAUGAUACAUUCAAUGAUUAUCGUGGUUAUUUGACAGACCUACAAUACAAACUGCAAACAACAAGAGAUAGAUUUGAUGUAACAAGACAAGAAGCUGAAGAUCUCAAAAACAAAACUAUUAAGAAAUUUAACAGUGGAGAUCUGCACAAAGAAAUGUAUGCAAGACAGGGUUACUUAUUAGUGCAUGAUAGAAGAAAAGCUGGUGUACUCGGCCCAACCUGGGUGAAACAUUACUGCAUGUACACAAAAGAAAACAAAAUUCUGACCAUGAUACCUUACAAUCAAACGCAAGGAAAACUAAAUGCAAACACAGAUACAUUAGUUGUCAAGUCCUGUGUUAGGAAACCAACAGAAUCAUCUGAGAGAAGGUUUUUAUUCGAGAUCACAGGCCACGACAGAAGUCAAACUAUUACUCUUCAAUCCAUUACUGAAGACGAUAGAAAGCAGUGGCUUGAAGUUAUGGAGGGCCGCGAACCAAUAUAUAUGGAAUCCUCAGAACUUGUUUCCCAAAAUGAGGGAGUAACUGCUAUGAAUGAGACAGGAAUAGAAUUUGUGCGUAAAUGUUUGGAAGGCAUUGAGAAACGAGGGCUAACAGACCAGGGUGUAUACAGGAUAGCUGGUGUAUCAUCAAAAUUUAAUAAAUUGCUGCAAGUUGGAAUAGAUGCUAAACAGUUGGAAAAGUUAGAUUUGUCUUCUGAGAAUUCAAUAUGGGAAGUAAAAACAAUUACAAGUGCUAUGAAACAAUAUUUUAGGACAUUGUCAGAACCAAUUUACACCUUCAAACUUCAUAAUGAUUUCGUACAUGCCAUAAAACUAGAUACACAUGCCAAGAAAGUAAGUCGUUUACAAGAACUUCUGAAGCAACUGCCAGCAAAUAAUUAUAUGGUUUUGAACAGACUCAUGUAUCAUUUGAAGAUGGUUGCAAGCAAUUCCGACAAAAACUUAAUGCAAGCCAGUAACCUAGCUGUUGUGCUUGGACCAACCCUUAUGAGGCCAAAAGAAGAAACUAUGGCAGCCAUUAUGAGUAUUAAAUUUCAAAGUAUUGUAAUUGAAACGAUGAUACAAGAAUAUGACCAGUUAUUUAAAGAAGGACCUCCAGAAUCAAUGUUGGCUAAACCAGCGUCACCGAAUAUCCCACCAAGUCCUGGUGGUGACAGAUCGUGUAAAUAUCGUGCACCUGAUCCACCAUCAAGACCAGCUAUCAGACCACGAAGUAAAAUUGACUCGGAAUUAUCACCUCGACCAGACACAAUAUCAAUCAGCUCAAAUGAAUCUAUAUCGCCAAAUAAUUCUAUAAAGCGAGACAGUGGUAGACAAAACAGUAAAAAUGGCUCGUAUACUAAUCACAAUCAUUAUAGUGAAGUUGAUAAAUAUCCAAGAUUUCGACCUCCAGUUCCAACUGGACCGAAACCAAACAUUGCUGGUGGCAGUAUAAAAAGAUGGAAAAACGUAUUAGUUAGGCCUGAAGAAUUUCUUAAUAAAUCAUAUGAUGAUUCUAAUGAUGAUAUAGACGAUUUAAAUGAUGUGUUUGAAUAUGAAGAAUUUAAGUAUGAUAAUAGAUAUGCAGAAACCGUAGCACCUUUUACAAGUCCAUUCGGUACCAACACUGAAGAGAACAGUGUCAAUGAUACUAAGUCUCGACGAGAAAGCUAUGCAAUGGCCCUCGAUUCUAGGAUUACGUCUACAGAUUUGGGUAGCGUACAAAACACGAAGCCUGUUCGUCCGAAGCCUUCAAAUCGAAAACCAAGGUUAAGUGACAAUGGACCUCCAAUUAUUCCGAGAAGGAAGGAGUGGAAAGCCAGGACGUUAUACACUUGUGUUGCAGAAAAUGAUGCUGAAUUAUCAUUUAAUGCUGGAGCGAUUAUUACAAAUGUUCGAAGUUCGACUGAAGAAGGCUGGCUGAUUGGAAUGUUGAAUGGAAAAACUGGAUUGAUCCCUGAAAAUUAUUGUGAAAAGAUAGAAUGAUCCAUUUUUUCUCUUUUUUUUUGGUUUUGAUUAAAUGUGAUUCUAAUAUAUUAUAUUAAUCGAUAAAUAUUUCUAAAAAUCAAUUCAAUAUUUUAUCAUGUCUCAACCAUGCUUUUUUUUGAUAAACUUUUAUUUGUCAAAUUUGUUGUUAGAAAUAGAAUAGUGUAAAGAGAUUAUUUUUGCUAUGUAUUUUGCUGCUCUGCUGUAGUCCUUUUUUUACUGAUUUAACUGUUUUUUCACGUAGAUCGUGUUGUCUUAGCGCAACAAGAGAAAAUGCCUUAACCAAUUGUCAACUACUCAGCUAAUUUACCAUUAGCAAAAUACUAUUUUUUUUUUAAAAAAACACCUUUUCGAAAUAAAACCUUUUUACAGUUAAUCUUCAUUUUGUACCUAUUUUAUAGUAUGUCAAAUCACUUGGUUUGUCACGUUGAGAAAUUUUUAAAGUUUUACAUGUACACUCAUAAAAUAUAUAAUUUGAUAGAUACAUUGUUCUGUCGCUACUA
Messenger RNA from Hydractinia symbiolongicarpus, 3640 nucleotides. Its product is annotated as rho GTPase-activating protein 26-like. Gene Ontology annotation, molecular function: protein binding; GTPase activator activity. Gene Ontology annotation, biological process: signal transduction. NCBI's taxonomy places the organism in Eukaryota, Metazoa, Cnidaria, Hydrozoa, Anthoathecata, Hydractiniidae. Gene Ontology annotation, cellular component: cytoplasm. The coding region runs from base 531 to 3137 and encodes 868 amino acids. The transcript is spliced from 30 exons. The record is from RefSeq and is a predicted model, not a curated record.